GUGAGGAUGAGCCAUGUCGUCAGCGGGCACAUGGUCUAUUCCAAGGCGGAGCAAAUUGAACUCGACAUGGGGGCCGAAAGUGUGGCUGGGCAGCUGCCGGCCCAACUUGUUUGGCUGCUGUCCAUACCCUCCGCCUUCUCUUAACAUCAUCAGCAGUCGUUCAUUUCGCGCGGAGUAGUCGAGGCUCUCUUUUAAAGCCAUCUACAAGAUCGCAGCGCUCGACUCUCGCCGUAGGCCCAUCCGUUCCGUCCCUGAACGAACCCCCACGUGCGAUCGUCCCACGAAUCACAUUGCGAUCGCAUUCGCAGUGUCUUAACAAACUUGAGCAAAUCGCACGAGCUCACAAAAGGAAUUAUACCAUGUGUCUUGUCAAAGUCAAGCAAGACGAAGAGGUCGUCGUCCCCUACCGCGUUGUCCAGCGCAACAACCACUCUCCGCCUCGGCGGCGCGCUUCCCACCAGUCGAUCCGCCGCUACUCUCGCAACGAGAUCGUGCGCGAGUCCUCUCCUCGACCCUCAGGCUCUUACAUUGCCGUACCUACUCCCAAACCUCUUGCGAUUCCCGCACCGCAGCCUGUCCCGGUCUUUGUGCAGCCGCCGCCAGAGCCGAUGCCAUACCCAGCCGCACCGCCGAGCCAUAUAUCAAGCCACCACCAGCACCACCAGCACCAGCCUAACGCGCACUAUGUCGAGGUUUCGCCGCGGUCUAGCGUGACGAGUAGGUCGUCGAGUCCGGGGAGAAGCGACUACGUGUAUAGAGAGCGGGAGGUUAGGCGCGAGAGGGCGUAUAGCCCGGAGAGCAAUCCGCGAUAUGAGCAUUUUAGAUACGUGGAGCCUGCUCCGUCAGAGUCGGAUCAUUAUGAAAGGUAUCAGAGAAGGGAUAGGAGUAGGAGUAGGCAGAGGAGUAGGUCGAGGGGUGGAUAUGAGGACCCGCGGGGGAGCUACAGGGAGACUAAUACGAGGGUCACGAUGGUGGAGGAUGACGGGCGGAGGAGGAGGGAAUACAGGUGAUGAGUGUAGUGCAUACAGUUUUAGUGGAGAUGUUCCUUUGUUUUCGCUACACGAUGUCAUUUUGAUCUGAGAGCGAACGGACGUUUGCAUUUGGCUUGAAUCUUCGUUAGCAUGGCGUUGCAUAUCACAGUUAUGAAAUUUACGCAAUCGAGUUUUAUUGACGAGCAUAUUGAGAAGUUACCGUUUCAGCAAUUUCAUCCAUGUUCAUCU
Cucurbitaria berberidis CBS 394.84 is the source of this 1220-nucleotide messenger RNA. RefSeq lists its product as uncharacterized. The transcript has a single exon. The record is from RefSeq and is a predicted model, not a curated record. Bases 360 to 1010 code for a protein of 216 amino acids. Lineage: Eukaryota; Fungi; Ascomycota; Dothideomycetes; Pleosporales; Cucurbitariaceae.